Molecule: messenger RNA, 873 nt
Organism: Drosophila albomicans
Lineage: Eukaryota; Metazoa; Arthropoda; Insecta; Diptera; Drosophilidae
Gene: AIMP3
Product: eukaryotic translation elongation factor 1 epsilon-1
Exons: 3
Coding region: 109-648 (179 amino acids)
Biological process (GO): positive regulation of DNA damage response, signal transduction by p53 class mediator
Cellular component (GO): cytoplasm; nucleus; aminoacyl-tRNA synthetase multienzyme complex
Source: RefSeq, a predicted model, not a curated record
CUUGCCAAUCAUCUGCACUGCGCUGCGCACAGUAGAAUUUCGCACGCUUUUCUUGUAUUAUUAUUAGCUGACACAAACAAAAUAAAUAACAAUUUCCAUUAAUUAAAAAUGUGUGACGUUGCAACAGUACAGAAAAUUGCCAACUGUCUGGGCGUUAAACCCGGCAAAGUGCAGCUAAAUGAAGAGCAAGUCGUAACUCGCACAAGCGCCCAAAACAAAACUGUCGCUGGCUUUGCCACCAUACUAGAAAGCUUGGCCCGCGAAUCCAAAUCGGAGACAGCCCAGAACAGCACAGCAUCCAGGGAAGUGCAGGCACAGGUGUAUCAAUGGAUUGAGUUCGCUGUGCUCUACGUGUCACCCGGCUCCAAAGAUAAACAUGUGGCCAAGCAAUUGUUGAACGACUUUAACAAACUGUUUAUCAACAAAUCGUAUUUGGUGGGCCACUUCAUCACAUUGGCCGAUCUUGCUGUCUACUAUGCCAUUUAUGAUCUUGUGAAAUCACUUUCGCCGCUGGAUAAGGAGAACUAUCUGAAUCUAUCGCGUUGGUUUGAUCAUCUGCAGCAACGUCCGGACAUCCAUCAGGGCGAGCAAUUGCUGAACUUCACCACAAUCUAUCUGCACAACUGGGCUCAAGGAACUCAUGUUUAGAUUAUCAACUAAUGUGCUGAGCGGAUUCCAUUCAAAUCGCAAAUCGCAUUGAAAAACUUAAGUUAUUUAUUUCUAUUGAUUUUCACAUACAUCAAAUAUGUACAUUAAUGCCAAUGAAUUAAGCGCUGGAAUCGAAAAUAUCAUUUGCGUUAUUGUAGCCGUGUUUUUUCUUGAGUUUGAGAAAUAUAAUUACAAAUUAUUUGAUUCGAUUUGUAUGUAUGUUAA